Messenger RNA from Gongylonema pulchrum, 316 nucleotides. Lineage: Eukaryota; Metazoa; Nematoda; Chromadorea; Rhabditida; Gongylonematidae. The record is from the annotation of a GenBank genome assembly.
AUCACGCCGAACGCCGGAAAUGUGGGCAACCCCCUCUUCGCAUCUACUCUUCAACACCUGCAGGAGCUAUCGGCAGCUGGCGGUGCAGCUGGCUUAUUGCCCAGCAGCUCGCAGCUCGCUCUGGGCAGCCAGUUUGCAACCGAACUUAACAAUAUUGCGGCUGUGGGCUGGCCCGCAACUGCUCAGAAUACAAAUGCUACUUGGCUGGAGCAGGUUCGAAAAAUUUAGUUUUUCUAUUUGUUGUUAUAUCCAAAUUCUCCCAAUUCACAGCAAAAAGAUUCUCGCUCGCAUAGUGCAAAAAAGUACAGAUAAAUAA